GAUAUGUUGAAGUGAGUCUUCCUAUUUCUUCGUUUUUUAAUUGAAGAUAUUUUGAAAAAAUGGGUGUUUGUGUCUAUUUCACUUUCUAUGUGGUCCUCUCUCAGUCUCUGUCUCUCUUUUCUCUCUCUCGCUUUCUAUCUUCUUCUUGUAGACCAUAGCGUGAAUUUUGGGGAAUUUGGUAGGUAUUUGUCCAUCAGACGAGUUGUUCGAGGUUUGUGUUCAAGUAAUUAUAAAGAAACAUAAUCUUCAAAUGGAUGUCAUAUCAGAAUUCUCAAUCCAUUUUCGUUUUCGUACUUUCUUUUUUCUAUCCAUUUUUUGAUUUUAUAAUGUACUUUUCGUUUUCAUAAAUGUACACCUUUUGGGUGGUUAAGGUUAUUUUUCGACGUUAGAUUGGACGGAUGGUUUUUUGAUAAACUUAGAAUUCCAUCGGAAAGGCUACUGAGGUUCCGCUUUACUUCUUCCCAUUCAAGAUGGACAGACGAAGUUGGCUGUGGAGAAGGAAGUCUUCCGAGAAGAGUCCCGGCGAGACGGAGAGUUCAGGAUCUAUAUCUUCUCAUUCUGAAAGAUUAUCCGAUGAUCAGGCAUAUCCUACUCAUAGCACUCAAUCUCCAGAAGUCAGUUCUAAAGCUGCAUCGAAUGAUGAAGAAGUUAGUGAAAAUGUGAAGGCUUUAACAGAAAAACUAUCUGCUGCUCUUCUUAACAUUAGUGCCAAAGAGGACUUGGUAAAGCAGCAUGCUAAAGUUGCAGAAGAAGCUGUGUCAGGCUGGGAGAAGGCUGAAAAAGAAGUAUCGGCUUUAAAACAGAAACUUGAGGGUGCAAAUCAGAAGAAUUCGGCUCUUGAAGAUCGGAUUGGUCAUCUUGAUGGAGCACUGAAGGAAUGUGUUAGGCAACUUCGACAAGCAAGAGAAGAGCAAGAAAAGAAGAUCCAUGAAGUUAUUGCAGCAAAAACUAAUGAAUGGGACUCUUUAAAGUCUGGGCUUGAAAGUCAACUUGUUGAGCUCCAGGCGCAACUUCAAAGUGCUAAAACCAACGCUGCUGCCCAAAUUGAUUAUGAUAUGCAAACAAAGCUAGAUGCUGCUGAGAAGGAGAACUCAGCCCUUAAACUGGAGCUCCUUUCUCAAGGAAAGGAGCUAAAAAUCAGUAUUAUUGAAAGAGACUUAAGCAUAAGAGCAGCUGAAACAGCUAGUAAACAACACUUAGAAAGCAUAAAGAAGGUGGCCAAGCUUGAAGCUGAGUGCCGCAGGCUAAAAGCCAUGGCUCGUAAAGCAUUCCCGAUUUAUGAUGGGAAAUGUUUUUCAGCAUCAUCAUUUUAUUUAGAAUCUUUUACAGAUAGUCAGUCAGAUAGCGGGGAGAGGCUGUUGGCAAUUGAAUCUGAUUUGCAGAAAAUCAGUGGCUUGGAGUCAAAUGAAGGCGAGUUGGGCCGGUCAGAUUCAUGGCCAUCUUCUGUAGUUACAGAAAGUCAUCAAAUUAAGAAAGAAAAGGAUCUUGGAAGAAACCUAAUGGUCCCUUCGGUAGAUAUUAAUCUCAUGGAUGAUUUCCUUGAAAUGGAAAAGCUUGCUGCAUUGCCAGAUGUAAAAAGUGAAACAUCAUGCCUUGAGGCAGGACUUGAAUCGAGUCACGCUAAUGGUGGAGAAAACCCUUUAAAAGCAGAUCUUGAAGCCAUGAUUAACAGAACUUCAGAACUGGAGGACAAAUUAGAGAGAAAUGAGGCAGAGAAAGUGGAACUUGAGAUAGCUCUGACUGAGAGUAGGAAGCAGCUUGAGAUAUCUCAGAGCCAGCUAUUAAAAGCAGAGAAGAAGUUGCAAGAGUUGCAAAGACAACUGGUAAUUGCAAAUGAAUCAAAGAGAGCUGCAGAGGAAGAAACAAGGGCUUCUGAAACAAAGAGAGGGGUGGCAGAGUCACAACUUAGAGCUUGUGAAGCUGAGGUCAAUACCUUGGUUUCUAAAGUGGGUUCAUUAGAAGAAGAGGUUCGGAAGGAGCAAUCUUUGUCAGCUGACAAGGUGGCCAAAUGCCAGAAACUGGAAAAGGAACUGUUACACAUGAAACAUGAAGCUGAAGUCCAACGUGAGUCUGAGCUCCAGCGUAUGAAAAGUAUUAAUGGCGAUAUGAAGAUAAAGCAGGAAAAAGAGCUAGUCAUGGCUGCUAAAAAGUUUGCAGAAUGCCAGAAAACUAUUGCAUCACUUGGCCAGCAGUUGAAAUCUCUUGCAACACUGGAUGAUAUCCUACUGGACUACGAGAAACCAGUAGAGCUUAGUGGUAAUGGCUUGGAACCAUGGAAAUUGAGGUCAAGUGAAAUGAAUAUGCCAAGAAAAGAUUGUGAAUAUUCUAAAGUAGCUGGUGAUUGGUCAUAUCCUUCUAAAAAUGUCAGUGACAUUAAGCCAUCCUUAUCAGUUUAUCACUAGACCAAGCCUUUUGGCUCAAGAAAAAGAGCCAAAAUUGGAUUCGGCAAGUUUUCUCCCAGAAAUAAUAGUGAGACUCAGUUAUGAUGAAAUCGGUGAGGAUCAAAUAAAAUGAAAUUGUAGAAAAACAAAUAGGUCUAAAAUAUCCAUUGUAAAGUUCUACAUUAUACUUUUAGUAACUGUGUAUUCCAUGCGUGUAAAUCAAAAGAUGUAUUUAAGUACACAUGCCUCUUGGUAAGCAAAAAGCAGAGAGGUAAUUUUUAUACAUAAUUUUUAAGGGGGUUAUUUUAUUUUAUUUUUUUCAUUCAUUAAUAUACAGGAACUAGAGCAUACUGGUAUUUGAUUGUUUCCUAGGAGACUAAUCAUUUAAUGAUUGCAUUUGGUUGAGUGCAGCUCAAAUAUCUCAUUUCCUGUGAAUUGUAUCCAUGUAAAGAAUUUUAAUAAAAUAUUAUAUAUUUGGGAUUUUAAUAUA
Messenger RNA from Ziziphus jujuba (common jujube), 2871 nucleotides. Its product is annotated as filament-like plant protein. The record is from RefSeq and is a predicted model, not a curated record. The coding region runs from base 471 to 2402 and encodes 643 amino acids. The transcript has 5 exons. Lineage: Eukaryota; Viridiplantae; Streptophyta; Magnoliopsida; Rosales; Rhamnaceae.